GACCGCGGACACUACCUACCAGGUAAUCUACUACUACUGUAUAUUCACUGCAACUCAUCAGCCUGCAGUGAGGUUGAUAGUGUUGUGCUACUACUAACUUCAGGUACUAGGCACCUGAUUCACUCUCGCCGUACUCCUCACCUAUAUACAACUGUACCGCAGGCCCAAGGCAACGGACAGACCUGCAAUUUUCCAAUCGAGCAGCUGAGCUCAUCCCGUCGAGCGCUGCAGGCUGCCAGUGCCGUCUCUAUCUACAUAGUACUACUAGUAUCUCUCUAUCACACACGCUCUCGCACUCUCUAUUCCUGCUCUGUUCUCCCGUCUCAUCUCCUCCUCAUCGGCAUCGAAGUCGCAUCUCACAUCCCCACAUCUCACAUCUCGCACACCGAGCGACAAACAAGACAACAAUGUCGACGGCCAAAAUCGCAAAGACGAUAGCCCGCCAGAAGGAGAAGAUCGCAGAAGGCAACUUCUACGAAGCCCAUCAACAACUCCGAGUCAUCACGGCGCGCUACCUCAAGGCCCACGACUACGCGUCCGCCAGCGAUGUCUUGCACACUGGAUCUUUGAUGUUACUGCGGGCGGGCCAGGGCGGUUCCGGCGGCGAUUUGGCCCUGAUGCUGCUGAACGACGUCUAUGUCAAGGGCGAGUGGGUGUGUAACCAGGAAAAUAAGAGUCGGCUGGUGGAAAUCUUGCGUGCGUUUCCGACGGGCGAGCCGACGAGAAAGAGAUUUAUUACUGAAAUGGUUGCUUGGUCGGCCAAGUUUGGGGACAUCGAGAGGGGCGAUCCGGAGCUUCAUUUUGAGGCGGGCAAGGUUUAUGCUGAAGAAGGAGAAGUCUACGACGCCGAACGACACUUGAUUCUAGGUACGCGCGAGUCGGCCCCUAUCCUCGCUUCACUGCAUUACAACUGGUAUCGGCUCGACCAGCCGCACCUGGCGGCCAUCUACGCGUCGCGCUCCGUCCUGCCAUACUUGCUGGUUGGCGACCUGGCGUCUGCCAACCAAGCCCUCAGCACUUUUACCUCACACCUGACCACGUCGAACCCGGCUCUACUCGCCAUGUCGCAGCCUCUGGAGUCGAGCAAGUCCGGCUUGAGUCUGCGCGUGUUCCCGUCCAUUCCGCUCCUCAAUUUCCUGGCGUUGCUGCUGCUCGCGGCCCAAAAGGCCGACGCCGGUCUGUUCCGCCAGCUGGCAAAGUACUACGCCUCCCAUCUCAAGGACACCGAAGGUCUCUGGAGCGACGCUCUUGCCAAUAUCGGCGACAUCUGGUUCGGCAUCCGUCUGCCUAGACAGGGUGGGAAUCCGCUGUUUGAUAUGAUGGGGAGUAUGUUGUUCGGCGGCGGCGGCGGUGCAGCCAGUAGUCCUGCUGCCAAAGCUGGCACGCCGAAACUUCCGCCUGCUGCAAAGGAGAUUGAAAAGCCGCCUACCAUGGAUCUGGAUUGAGUAACAUUGAGCGACAAUAGAGGUUAUAUCAGCCUCUAUUAGUUGUUGUUGUUGUUCUAUUUGUUGAUGUGAUCUUUCUCCGUGGCUAAUUUAGCCAAGGAACGGCUGGAUGGAUGGGGUUUGAACCUGGUCUUCAGUGCGCCGGCAGUUCAAAUCAUACAAAGAACAGAGACACCAAAGAACACACACCACUAGCUGACUUUUUGGUCAUUUUUGUUCCUGCCAGUAUUGUCAUUUUCCCCUUAGGUACCUAACUGUUACUGGGUCUGGUUGUGGUGGGCUGGUCAAUCAAUCAUACACUCCAAUCUCAUCCCUUCCAGCAGCCCCAAAGCCCAUGCCGGUGGUCGAUGACUCGCCAAACAUCCAGGCCUCUUCCUCGGCGCGCGCAACUUCUCGCCCGAGACUGCCCA
Exophiala dermatitidis NIH/UT8656 is the source of this 1855-nucleotide messenger RNA. RefSeq lists its product as uncharacterized. Gene Ontology annotation, cellular component: cytosol; TRC complex. The transcript has 3 exons. Gene Ontology annotation, molecular function: protein binding. Lineage: Eukaryota; Fungi; Ascomycota; Eurotiomycetes; Chaetothyriales; Herpotrichiellaceae. Bases 408 to 1445 code for a protein of 345 amino acids. Gene Ontology annotation, biological process: protein insertion into ER membrane. The record is from RefSeq and is a predicted model, not a curated record.